Molecule: messenger RNA, 237 nt
Organism: Leptosia nina
Lineage: Eukaryota; Metazoa; Arthropoda; Insecta; Lepidoptera; Pieridae
Source: the annotation of a GenBank genome assembly
AUGCGCGGCGUGACGAUCGCCGUACGUUCGUUCGGGCGCGCGACGAACGGAGACUGGCGAGCGGCGCCGAGUGCGGUCGGGUCCGUUCGGGUCGGUUCGGCUCAGCUCGAUCGGGCUCGGCGCUCGUUCGAUACGGAACGCAAUACGGACGCUCGCUUUGAGCACUCCACAGCGUUCCGUGCUGUAGCUCUGGUACGACCCGACGUUUAUCAGAAGGUCCUUUGGGAGAAGAAAUAA